Molecule: messenger RNA, 1389 nt
Organism: Fragaria vesca subsp. vesca
Lineage: Eukaryota; Viridiplantae; Streptophyta; Magnoliopsida; Rosales; Rosaceae
Product: cyclin-dependent kinase inhibitor 5-like
Exons: 3
Coding region: 262-921 (219 amino acids)
Biological process (GO): negative regulation of cyclin-dependent protein serine/threonine kinase activity
Cellular component (GO): nucleus
Molecular function (GO): cyclin-dependent protein serine/threonine kinase inhibitor activity
Source: RefSeq, a predicted model, not a curated record
GAAGAAGAAGAGAAGGAGAGAAAUUGAAAAGAGUUAUAUAGAGAUGUGGGUCUAAAAUUGUUGUCCAACCCUACACAACCCCCUUUUUUCUUUCUUCUACAAACCGAGAGAGAGAGCAGAGAGGCUUGUUGUACAAAAUUACACACACCUCCACUCACACCCACCCUUUUCUUCUCCCAAAUUUUUCCAAUCCUCCUCCUCUCUGGACUACUCGAUGAGACCCAGCAGCAGAGGAGCUCAACUCUAAGAAGAAAGAAGAAAAUGGGCAAGUACAUGAGGAAGUCCAAGCCCGCCGGUCACGUGGCAGUCAUGGAAGUCUCCCAGGCCGGGGUUCGCACCCGCGCCAAAACCCUAGCUCUCCAGCGCAGCUCCUCCUCCUAUCUCCAGCUCCGCAGCCGCCGCCUCGAGAAGCCUCCUAUUCUCGUCCCCAAGAGACACCACAACAAGCACCACCAUACUCCCAAGCAGCAGCAGCCCUCCGCCGCCGAGCCUUCCCCGACGAAACCCGAAGACGGCGGCGAGGAAUUGUCGCCGCCCAAGGAGGAGGAGCAGAAGAAGAAUAGUGAGCUCAAUGACGGCGGCGAAGACGGUGGUGCUGAAGAAGCUUCGUUCGGAGAGAAUGUGCUCGAGUUUGAAGGUAGAGAGAGAACCACUAGGGAAUCCACGCCUUGCAGCUUGAUAAGGGAUCCAGACACCAUCAGAACCCCUGGUUCUACAACAAGGCCUACUAAUUCAGCUGAUACUAACCGGAGAAUACAGAACUCAUCACAGAGACACAUACCAACAGCACAUGACAUGGAUGAGUUCUUUGCUGGUGCUGAAGAAGAGCAGCAGAAGCAAUUCAUUGACAAAUACAACUUUGACCCUGUGAAUGAUAAGCCGCUACCAGGACGUUACGAAUGGGAGAAAUUGGAUCCUUAGAAGAAAUACUAACUCUCUAUCAGGGGCUUCCUUUCCUGCUCAUUCUGGGUUGAUCUUGGGCUUAGGAUAUCUAAACUAGCAGGUUUUAGUUUUAGUAGUUGUGGUGAUGGUGCUAUUUCUAUUUUCCAUCGCCCUUCUUUUACUUGUAAAGAAGUAGGACUGGGUAAGAUGUGUAGACUAAUGGUCUGUGACAUAACAUAUGUUAUGAGUACACAACAAAUACAAAUCAAAGUCCUUUGUCUAACAGAUCAUGUGAAAGAGGAGGAAGGGAGUUAAAGAGGGUUGGGGAUGUAGUAGGGUUUAGGGCUUAGGGUUAGGUUCAGUCGAUUAGGUGGUCAGUCUAUGUGGUACAGAAAAUUACUUAGAUUGAUCCUCUUUUUCUCGUGCACUGUAAUUUCUUCUUCCCUUCUUUGUCUAUACUUGUACUGAUGCAACUUUAACUCUUGGAAUAAAUAUGACCCUUUUCCC